Messenger RNA from Medioppia subpectinata, 1827 nucleotides. The record is from the annotation of a GenBank genome assembly. Lineage: Eukaryota; Metazoa; Arthropoda; Arachnida; Sarcoptiformes; Oppiidae.
AAUACGAUAGCAAUCAUACCGUUUGCCACAUACGUGGCGGGACUCGUCUGUUCAUUCGGCGCCAAACCCAUGUCCGCCCGACUCGGCUCACGAUGGGUACUGAUAUUAGGGGCGGCUUUUGGUAUAUCGACGUGUGUCUGGAUAUUCAUCGGCGCCGACGGCCAGUCAUACAAAACGUGGCAAAUAUACGGUGUGUCGGCGUUUGUGGGCAUUGGGGGCACAGCUCUGCUCAUAUCGAGUCUGGCCCUCACCAGCGAUCUCAUCGGCUCUAACACUUCUACGGGCGCGUUUGUUUUUGCCGCGAUGAGUUUUUUCGACAAAUCGGUUAAUGGUAUUGUCAUCGCACUGUUGGAGCAUUUUAAUCCUAAAGACAUUGAGCCUGGUCAAUCGGUCAACUUCUAUAGGUUGAUAUUGAUUUUUAUCACGGGCACUUCGUCGGUGGUAAUACUGUUGGGUUUAUUGACAAUUAUGCGCACCCGAUCCCAAGACAUGGCCGACGAGGAGCCGACACCACAACCACUAAACCAACCACUGAAUACCGGUGCCAAUGAGGGCGCCGACGACACACCGCAACCGGACUCAAUGGACAGGUUUGGCGACGAGUUGUGUGAAGUGCUGUUGAGUCGUCUGCCACUCGAGGACCGAUUCCGGUGCGAAACGGUGUCCAAACGGUUCCAGCGGACAGUCUUCGCGAGUGUGAAGUGUGCGGCGAUCGACGACCAGCUCAUCAGUCGUGUCCAUCGGCGCGGAGUGGGCGUCACUGUCGCCCAAUCGGUUGCCAUCAUUGGCCGCAAGUGUCCCAACAUUGAGCGCAUUGACACGCGUGGGAUGCGGGCGUUCAACGACGCGGUGCCCGCAGUGUUGGCCACACUUUGCGACAGUUGCCACGAUUUGCCGGACAUUUACUGCAAUUUGCGGCCAAUGAGUGGCGACGCCGGCGGCCAAUGGAUAGCGCCGUUCGCGUCGCUCAUCACACGUGUCGGCGAUUUGCAGCCAUCGGUCGCCCAUUGGCUCCGGCAGUGCCCGCGAGUGACCCACUUGACAGCGCCGGACGUCCAGCACCUGUUCGACGGCCCGGCGGCCACCGACCAACUGUUGGCCACAAACCUGCGCCACUUGGGUCUCGCCUACCGGCGCGUCGGCGACAACGACCGGUUGGGCCGCAUCGGCGCCGGCAAUCCAGGCCUACUCUCCGUCCGGCUGUCGAUCGGCGCGAUGGCCGACACCGAUAUGAUGGUCGGCCUCACCGGACUGUUUGUGCCGAUACGGGCGUCGCUCCGGCGGCUGGACGUCACGCUCGCCGCCGACUUACAGACACACCGGUCGCUGAAGUCGGCGUUGGCGCCGGUGGCCGUCAAUUGCCACCAAUUGGUGCGGCUGUCGGCGCGCAUGACUGCCCCGGAGCCGGACAUCGCGCUAGUGUUGGCCUCACCAGAGGUUCGGCACAUUUUCGGCGCCCAUCCGAUACGGCCCGCGCUGUUAGAGCCGGUCGAUUGGCGCGUAUUCGCACCGCUCGUCCGGUGCCCGGCGUUGGCCCACAUCUCGCUGGACGGCUGCCACCCGCGCGCCAAUUGGUUCCGCAACUGCGCCCAACACUGGCCGGCAGUGCGAACGCUGGCCGUACGUGAGACGCGCCGUACGAUCGACACCAACGGUUUGGCGGACAUCGCGGCGAUGCCACUGCUCCGGGAGCUGACCAUUGAGGACAUCGGCGGUGAUGUGUUGGUCAGGGAGUUGGCCGUCGAGGGUCUGUUUGCCCGCAACCCUAAACUGGCGGCGAUUGCCUGGCGUGCAGAUGGCGUGACCAGGAUUUUUGCUCGGCCCUAA